AUGUCUCAAGAAGGUUCGGAGGAACAGAAUGCUGUUCUCUCCUAUUUUAUCGGCCCAAAGGGUUCCAAUUUGCCCGACUUCAGAGCAAACAUAAACACCAUUUUGGAUGAGCUGCUCGAGGCCAGGCUCAAUUAUUUCCCCGAGGAUGAGAAAUUCAUCACUGCCAAAGUCAGACGCUCGCCAGAGUUUCAGCAGAUCAGAGAUAACCUGGGAAAUGCCGUGCGCAAGGCCGCCCAGCUCUUGGGCGAGCACUCGGUGCCGUUCUGGUCGCCGCGGUACGAGGCUCACAUGUGUAUGGACUUGACCAUGCCAUCAUUGUUGGGGUACUUCAUGACCAUGCUGUAUAAUCCCAACAACGUCGCCCUUGAAGCAAGUCCCAUCACUACCUUGGUAGAGCUCAAGGUUGGACAACAGCUCUGCACUCUAUUUGGCUACAACACGGAGAUUCCAAAAUCCCCCUCCGCCGACAUCCCCGUAGGCUGGGGUCAUAUCACCUCUGGUGGCAGUGUUGCGAAUUUGGAAUCCAUGUGGGUUGCGCGAAAUCUUAAAUUCUACCCGCUAGCUCUUGUGCAGGCAAUGAAAGAGGGGGACCUAAAGUUUGUCGCCGACAGAUUCAAGGUCAAGCCCUGUAUGCCUGGUGCUGAAGAAAAGCUCCUCGUUGAGAUGAGCACUUGGGAACUGCUCAACCUCCGUCCCGAAACUGUUCUGGAUCUUCCCCACAAGCUCAGCGACGAGUUUGACAUCUCGAGCAAGUUUAUAGAGGAUGCGCACAAGCCAUAUAAUAUCCAAACCGUUGGCAGAGAACCGCUUGAGAAGUACUUCAAGAUGGAAAAGCAAGCCAAGUAUCUCAUCUCAACGACACACCACUACUCGUGGCCAAAAGCAGCAGCAAUUUCUGGUUUGGGUUCGGGAGCCAUUAUUAAUAUUCCUGUCGACAACGAUGCCCGCGUUGACCUCGAGGUGCUGGAGGAGAAACUGCUGGAUUGCGCCAAGAGCCAGACACCUGUAUACGCAGUCGUGGCCGUAAUUGGCUCAACCGAAGAAGGGGCUGUUGACAGACUAUCCAAGAUCGUGGAGCUGCGGAAAGAGUUGCAGGACAAACACGGCCUGUCUUUUCUCAUUCACGCCGAUGCAGCUUGGGGCGGCUACUUUGCCACCAUGCUGCCAUCUGGGGAAGACGAUGUUUCUUUUAGAGCAGAAGGAGCCUCUGAUGUCAAAAGACUUGUGCCGGCUCUUUGUUUGAAGAAGACAUCGGAAGAGGAUCUCUUGGCUUUGCAGCAUGCAGACUCGAUUACCGUGGAUCCCCAUAAAGCCGGUUACAUUCCGUAUCCUGCAGGAAGUUUGGUGUACCGAGAUGGAAGACUGCGACACUUGGUGACAUGGUCCGUCCCCUACCUUUCGCAGGGAUCGUCUGACAACAUUGGCAUAUACGGCGUUGAAGGAAGCAAGCCGGGUGCGGCAGCAAUGUCGGCGUGGUUCUCGAACCAUACCAUCGGCCUGAAUCCUAGUGGCUACGGAAUGCUACUAGGUGAAGCGGCUUUUACCAGCGGCAGGCUGUCUGCCUAUUACGCCACAAUAGAUAACGAAUUCUUCACCUGCGUCCCCUUCAACAUGCUGCCUGCUGAAGAAAACGGCGCCAAAAGGUUUGAUUCCGACGCGGUGAACAAGCAGAAACAAUGGAUCCGCACAAACAUCAUAGGAAAGUCCAACCAGCAAAUCAUCAAGUCCCCGGAGGCUGUCAACAUGCUCCGGAUGCUAGGGUCGGAUCUCAACAUUAAUGCAUUUGCCAUCAACUGGCGAAAUAAAGAUAAGAGCCUCAACAAUGACCUAGACGAGGCAAACUACCUCAUGAAGAGAGUCACGGACAGGUUGUCCGUCACCUCGGCCAAUACGGAUCCGACCAAAAUCCCCAUGUUUUUAACCUCGACCAAGUUUGGGCCAGACGACUACGGCAAAUGCGCCCAGACCUUCAUGGAGAGAAUUGGCGUUCAGAAAUGCAACCAGGGUCUCUUUGUGCUGCGCAAUGUAGUCAUGAACCCGUUCCCAACCGAGAUGGACUUUGUCGAGAAACUCAUGCACAAGUUCGAAAAGGUGGUCAAGGAGGAAGUCAAGGUGUGCCGAGAGAGAAACACCCCCAGCCACCGGGUACAAUUCCUCGUGCAAGGGCCUCGUACUCUCCCGCCAGGCACCGACGUAUUCCUCGUCUACCAGACAUCGUUCCAUAGCGCAACGCGACGACAGCAGCUUAUUCUCUCGGCGGCGCUGGACGAUCAACUGGCCGCGUUUUACAACUCCCUGAUGGAGAAUGACCCCUCCGAUGUAGUUAUUCUGAGGUCCUGUCACAAACUAGACAUCAAGGAGCACGUCGCUAUGCAAGUCAAGCGAGGACAGCCUCCGCAUCUCGAUGUGGAAAUACACAGAAAGGGCUACGAAUCUGACGCUCAGACGGGCGUGGUGACCUUUAAAAAGGUCAUCAAGAGUCGGCCGCUGAAUUCUGCCAACCAAGACGGGGAGUACCCUGCGCACUUUAUGCCAUUCUACCUGUACGGCACGGAGAAGCAGAAGCAUAUUAGCCAUGUGCUCGUUCGGGCGCCCAAUAUCGACCUCUCGGCCAGCGACGUCUCCUUUUCUGAGCCCCUCCCCAAAGCGGUCAAUGACCUCUUGGGCAAGGGCUUGAUCCUGGGUCUGUCGGACAUUCCCGAGGCGUCGAAGCAGCCCAUGCCGGUGCAGAACAAGCUCCUCCCCAAGAACUUUUUCUUUGGCGAGAGGAAAAAGUUCAAAGUGGAGGUGUGGGAGGAUCCUCACGAGUCUUGGAGCGCAGGGCCGGGGCUGCUCGAGGGGCUCAAGAAGAAGUUGUAUACUGGGACCAUGACGCUUGGCCACUCGGUCCUGGUUGAUGCCGAGGGGCCAAAUAAGGACAAGUUUGUUCGUAUUACGGUGGAUUCGGAUUCCUGGCAGAAGGAGCUGGAUGCCAUUGCGGCCGUGUUGAGUGGCUCGGGUUGA
Metarhizium brunneum ARSEF 3297 is the source of this 3003-nucleotide messenger RNA. The record is from RefSeq and is a predicted model, not a curated record. Lineage: Eukaryota; Fungi; Ascomycota; Sordariomycetes; Hypocreales; Clavicipitaceae.